This is a messenger RNA of Notothenia coriiceps (black rockcod), 679 nucleotides long. RefSeq names its product poly(rC)-binding protein 3. The record is from RefSeq and is a predicted model, not a curated record. The transcript is spliced from 7 exons. Gene Ontology annotation, molecular function: RNA binding. The annotation marks the transcript as partial. Lineage: Eukaryota; Metazoa; Chordata; Actinopteri; Perciformes; Nototheniidae.
GACUGGCUGGCUGGUAUUCCACCCUACCCAUUUUCCUCUUGAGGACAUCCCAUUCCAGGACAUUGCUUUGGCCUUACUUCCCCCCAGCAUGGAGAUGGAACCCACUAAAGUCCCGUCAGAGGGCGGCCUCAAUGUCACCCUCACCAUCCGCCUCCUCAUGCACGGAAAAGAGGUUGGAAGUAUAAUUGGAAAGAAAGGGGAAACAGUAAAGAAGAUGCGUGAAGAGAGUGGAGCCCGAAUCAAUAUUUCCGAGGGUAACUGUCCCGAGAGGAUUGUCACCAUCACUGGACCAACAGACACCAUCUUCAAGGCUUUUGCUAUGAUAGCCUACAAAUUUGAGGAGGACAUCAUCAAUUCCAUGAGCAACAGCCAAGCAACCAGCAAGCCCCCUGUCACCUUGAGGCUCGUCGUGCCAGCCAGCCAGUGUGGCUCUCUCAUAGGUAAAGGAGGCUCCAAAAUCAAAGAAAUGAGAGAGUCCACAGGGGCCCAGGUCCAGGUAGCAGGGGACAUGCUGCCCAACUCCACAGAACGUGCAGUGACAAUCUCCGGAACCCCAGAAGCCAUCAUCCAGUGUGUCAAACAAAUAUGUGUGGUCAUGCUCGAGUCUCCACCAAAAGGUGCCACCAUCCCUUAUCGCCCAAAGCCUGCCUCCACCCCGGUCAUUUUUUCUGGUGGCCAG